Hordeum vulgare subsp. vulgare (domesticated barley) is the source of this 1167-nucleotide messenger RNA. Its product is annotated as beta-carotene isomerase D27, chloroplastic. NCBI's taxonomy places the organism in Eukaryota, Viridiplantae, Streptophyta, Magnoliopsida, Poales, Poaceae. The record is from RefSeq and is a predicted model, not a curated record. The transcript is spliced from 8 exons. Bases 85 to 921 code for a protein of 278 amino acids. Gene Ontology annotation, molecular function: iron ion binding.
UCACCCACUGACCGGUUGAUUCCUACGGUUCUUCACAGGCUCACAGCCGGAGCGAGGUCGCCGGCGCUUGUCCAGUCCACGCCCAUGGCGACUCCCGCCACGAGCCGUUUCCACCGCCACCUCCUCCCCGCCCUUCCGUCCCGCCCCCCUCGCGCCCCGUCCUCCUCACUCCCCUCAGUUCAGGGACCCAGACGCCGGCCGCCUGCCUCUCCCUCUCGGCUCUACUGCUCGUCGCCGCCGGUGGAAGCGCCGCCGUCCGGCAAGGGCGGGGAUUACCGGCCCUCCUUCGCCGACGACCUCCUACUCGCCUUCUUCCGGGCCAAGAUGGUGGAGGAGGUUGGGUGGGAUUCUCAAAAGCCUGGAUACGAAGGGCUGAUCGAAGUUGCGAAUCGACUCAUGAUCAAGGGGAAGAGUGCUUCGGAGACUGAGCAAUCAGCUGUCCGAGUACUCCAGGCACUGUUCCCCCCUCUGUUGCUGGUCCUUUUCAAAGCUCUUUUAGCACCGAUUGCUAAUGGCCAACUUGCAUCCAUGAUGGUAGCUAGAGCAACAGCGCUUUCGUGCCAAUGGCUGAUGGGCACAAGUUCAGUGAAUUCUGUGACACUGCCCAGUGGGAAGUCGUUGUCAAGUGGGGUGUUUGUCGAGAAGUGUAAAUAUUUGGAAGAGAGCAAAUGUCUUGGCAUUUGUAUCAACACGUGCAAACUGCCAACUCAGACCUUCUUCAAGGACCACAUGGGUGUCGAUCUGUAUAUGGAACCAAAUUUUGAAGACUAUAGCUGCCAGUUCAACUUUGGAGUGCCACCCCCACCUAUCGACACCGACAAGGCCCUGAAGGAACCUUGCUUGGACAUAUGCACAAGUGCGAGACGGCGCAGAGAGCUUGGCAGCAGCGGCAGCCCAGAUGGUCUAUGCCCCCAAGUUUGAUCUGCUGUUUCCCCAAGUAUGUAGUAUUAUUCAGGGAUGAUGCUGCCCCUGCUUCAUCAGGGGCUAUACUAGACUCCAGUGAUUUGUAUGCAUUCCCUAACUGAACUGUAUAGUGUGAUAUGCACAAAUGGUGCGUAUGUAUGCUAUAAUUGGGAAUGUGGGAUGUGUGUUGAGUAUAUUUGAAAGCACAAUUGCUCCCUCAGAUGAUUUUGAUAAUUGAUCACAACAUAUGCAUCGUUGGACUAA